AUGUGUCUGCAUCUGCAGGGAGGUAAACCAAACGGUGGAAGAAAGAACAGAAAACAGAAGAAGGGAAUUAAUCGUAAACCAGAAAGGGCUCACAUCAACCACCAGGAAACGCACUUCCGCCCCAGAUAUUCGUGUGACGUCGAAAUAUCAUUAGUACGAGGCGCUAGCUACGUUUUACAUAAUAACUACAAAGCCGCAACCAAUCCUUACAGCACCAUGAGUGGGGGCAAUUCCUUCUGUAAAUCACACAACGGAUACAACAACGACGACUACGACACAAAUGACAACACAGGCGACUACACCAAAGACGACUUUAACCACAAUCAAGACGCUUACAGAAACAACGCCAACAACAACUCCUACGACAACAACAGCACUUUUGACUAUGACAACGCCUAUGACAUUAACAACGUCUUUGAUAACAAUGACGCCUACGAGAACAACAUUGCCUACGACAAUACCGACAACUAUUACAACUAUGACGUCUGCUACAACUAA
Molecule: messenger RNA, 498 nt
Organism: Magallana angulata
Lineage: Eukaryota; Metazoa; Mollusca; Bivalvia; Ostreida; Ostreidae
Product: probable serine/threonine-protein kinase clkA
Exons: 3
Coding region: 1-498 (165 amino acids)
Source: RefSeq, a predicted model, not a curated record